This is a messenger RNA of Serendipita indica DSM 11827, 4326 nucleotides long. NCBI's taxonomy places the organism in Eukaryota, Fungi, Basidiomycota, Agaricomycetes, Sebacinales, Serendipitaceae. The record is from the annotation of a GenBank genome assembly.
AUGUCUUCACCCACCGCGCCAGCCGUGACUCCCCGUACCUAUCAUCUACCCAUCCUGCGUCCUGGGAGCUCUGUGACCAACCCGAAUACGGAGACACAUACCCUCUCGGCUGAUCAACUCCUUGGACGAAGUUCAGAGAUCACGUCCGAUAGAAAAGGUUCCACGCCCGAUGCUAUUGCUAACGCGAGCUUUGCCAUCGCAGCUGACAGGAGCUUUAUUGAAACCUCCUCUGGUCUUGCCGCGAAACUCCUCAAAACAUACUACGAGCGGAUGGGAGUGGAAGGCGGCAGGACCCGUGUUUCUUACGAGAUUACCGCCCUCCCGGUUCAUGGCGAACAAAAAUACCGAAUCAGUCAGCGGCAGGCCAACCAUCCAUCUCAGGGGGCCACUAAUGGUUCGCACCGCUCUUCUAGUAUACUUCCUAGCAUCAGCGAUAUUAUCAGUACCGUGAUAGCGAGCGGUGCACGAAACUCUCAUCCUUCCGGCGGUCCAAGACAAGUUCUACGUCGUCCACGAUCUAUAUCAGAACCGCGAGACUCGUCAUCCUACGAGCAGGCCAUGUCGACUGCCCUUGGAGGCUCGUUUAUUAAUCCGUUUACGUCCGGUAGCCGGCGUAGCCUUGACCAUCAGAAAAGGGAGUCUUUUGAAGACUCUCACGAAAUUUCUCCUCAUCCGUCAGAGAGCCGGCAUGACGAGUUUCCAUUUGGCCCUAACGUUGUGUUUGCCGAACCUGCUCCAACGUCACCCGAAUUGACGGCGCGACCCACACCCGAGCUCAAGGAAGUCCAGUCAUACGAAUCGGGUCUUACUGCAAGGGCAGAACCAGGCCAAAAACAUGCUGCUCCCGAACCUCACAAGCUUCAGGUACUCAACGACGCGUCCGUCGCCACUACUCCUUACAGCACUCUUGUUUUUGAUGUGCUACAAACGUACCGCGGCAUCCCUCUCCCGCAUCGACUAUCCGAAUCCUCAAACGAACCGACCGUCAAGCUCAGGAGUGGCGACACGGCACAACCCAGUGACGACCCUCGUUUCGUUAUCUGGGGAGAUAUAUAUCCCCAGCGCAAUGAAGAGUCAGCACCUUCCCUUAGCAGUCAUACUGAUUUGUCAUCGACUUCGCAUGGGAUACCCGUAUCACGGCGCAAGUCAUCUCAGGUCAGGAGCGUGGACAUCCCGGGACAGUUGCGCAAACAACCGGAGAGAUUAAUCGUUGCCGCGACAAUUGAGAGAUGGAUAGCACAGCUUACUAGCGAGGGCGAAAGUCCUGAGCUCGUCUACUUUUUCCUCACUUAUCGCGUGUAUAUCUCUGGUGAAGAUCUUUGUCAUCUGCUCAUUUGUCGAUUUCAUUGGGCUUUGGAGACACCCACCUCGGAGCAAGACGGGAUAGCUCGAAAGACCAUUCGAGUGCGCACUUUCAAAAUGAUUCGAAGCUGGCUCGUCAUGUGGUUCAAAGUCGAUUUUGCCACAAACCCGACACUCUGUCAGGUCCUUGUUAACUGGACAAAUACGCUGCGGAAGGAUCCAUUGCUUCGACAAAAGUCUUAUAGCGAUGCUUUGGACAUCGUUCGUCGCAUCAAGAAGACCAUCUGGCAAUGCAAACAGGCAAAUGAUCGGAGGAAACUCUUAGAAAAGCAAGAAAUUUUACCUGGAGAGAAUCGCAAGCACCUGACACCUGGCUCCGACAACGUUAUUAGCAACGACAUCAUCUUCGACGAUAUGACUCGAAUCCAACCUGCCAAACUGCUUGCUGAGCCUUCAACGUCGCCAGCUCUUAACCCGGCAUUGGAAGCUGCAUUGAUUGGCAGUGGGUCUCUGGAGUUUUCAAGCGCUGCAACACUAGCUUUGAGUUCAAUACCUUCUGCAGGCUCCACACUUCCAGUGUCUGGCGUUUUACAGCAGCCACUUCAUAUGGCAAUCCUUGCCAAUAGCAAAGGGCCGAGAGCGUACCAAAGCCUAUCGCCUCAUUCUGCCCUUUCUUCGCAGAACAGUACAUUCUCCCGGGCUCUGGUCAACACGAUGGGGAAGCUGGGACGAUGGAAACGCGUUUUAAAUGCACGUUCAGCCCCGGUUCCAUCCCAAUUCGACUGCAGUGGUGUUUCCUCGUUCGACAUUGAACGAUUUGAAGACGAGAGUCACCGUAUAGACCGGUUUUCUCGAUCAACGCGCCCAUCUAGCAUUGCUACGCAACACCAUGAACCGGGUCAAACAUCAAAGUCGUCCUUGGGUGCCAAUGAGAACUCUGGUGAGACCCAGAUGAACGGAGAUGAGAAGACACCCCAGCCAUCUCUAAUCUUGCAUGAUCCCGUUCGACCUGUGGAAAAUGCGAAGAACCAGCCCAUGGACGAUCCAUCUCCAACCGGUGUUGACGAGACUCCUAUUAUACGUCCUGAUGUGACCAACUUGGAGCCUACAUCUGUGUCAUCGCCAGAUCUGACUCAGUCGCUGGGUCCAGCCUCAGACCAAAUGACGAGAGAUACAUUCGUAUCCCGUAAUGAAGCUCGUUCUUCAGUCGCUUCUUCUGAGGGCAGCCACAACAGUUUCUUUGGUUCCUCAGAGGAGGAUUAUGGCCAGCCCAUAGCUGGGGACCUAGGUUGGUUCCAGACCCGCUCUUCCUUUGUGGAGAUUGACGAAUACCAAUCGUCGGACGAGGGUUUAUCCAAUGCCAAUAACCAUUUAAGGAAGCCGAUGAAGAGAUUGCCCCAUCAGCGUGAUCUCGCUUCAGUAUACACCGUCGAAAGCUUGGCACCCACCGUUCAAUCUCAUAACAUGUAUACAGACGGAGGCUCUGAUCAUACGGAUGACGAUACAGAACUCCAUGGACCUGAAAAGCAGCCAAUCCAAGCGUGGCAGUUGGACUACAUCGACAGUGAAGAAGACGAGCCUCGUGAUGCGGAGGCGGCUCUGAGGCGCUUGGAAGGCCAUAUUGAUUGUGACAGGCAGCGCAAGAAGGAGAAUAAAGUGGAUGGAUGGCUCCGGCAGGUUGAGGCACGUCGUGCACUCGCGAGGAGGGGUCAAAGGGACGUCGGAGAUCAUGAAGAUCAUCUUGACAUCCAAGGGGAGGAGGAAAGCGAAGGACUCACCGGUCGUGAUCCUGGCUCAGUGUCUGACGAGGUCAGCCACCUGGACACAAUAGACCCCCAUGAGGUCAUAGAAGAGCAUCUCCAACCCCUUUCUCCUUUAUCAGAGCAACCAACACCAAAGAUGCAAUUCGAUAAUACGAUGACUCGCGCCAUUCCUCGGCCUGAACAAACUCGUCAGCAGCACGCCGCGGGUGUGUCGCAUCAACCCUCAUUCGUGAAGAUCAGCGGAUCCCGUGGAGGCCCCUUUUCUCUUUCAUCUGCUUAUAAUCACCAAUCCUUCAUCCUUACCGCUCGCUCCCUCAAGAUUGCCCAACAACUCACAAGAAUUGAGAGCGACCUUUGGAGGAGCGUUCAGAUUGAAGAUCUCAUUAUGUCUUCGCCUGCCGUUGACUACGAGUCCAUCGAGUCUAUGCCCCUUAUCCUUGACUGGGCCGAAUUUAUGCAGAACCGAGAUAAAUAUAGUAGCAAGUUUGGCCGCCCUUCAAGUGACCUAUUGGCCAUCCAAGCGCGAUUUAAGCUCACCGCCAUGUUCACCGCAUCCGAGAUCUUGAUGACUGCACCUCCGUUGCGCCCUAUGCUCGUGGAAAAGUUCAUCAAGAUUGCUAUGAAGUGCUAUCGCCUCAACAACUUUUCGUCAAUGAUCGCGAUCAUUUUUGGCCUUAACCUACCUUCCGUCAGAAGAGUUCUUGACAAGAUGCCAAGGGCCAUAAGAAAGCAAGAAGCGAGGAUGUUUGAUGGCCUUCAGUCAUUUUCAUCUUCUGAAGGGAAUUACCGCUCUGUACGAAAGGCUAUUGCCAACCUGGUUACAUCAAGCAACGGUGGUGAAACUACAGCUCCGGGCCCUCUCAAUCCAACCACAACAAUGGCAGAUGCGUCAUGUGCCUGUAUUCCGUUCAUCGGCAUCUAUCUCAGUCAACUAGUCAGUUACGAUCGACUACCGGACUAUGUUGAUCCAACUGCUCCGACGGAGUCCGUUGGAGUCGAGGAUGGUAGUGGUACUUUGAGUCAGCCGCGCCAUCCUGAAGUGUUUGCAAAUCUAGCACCACUACCAUUCUCGAUGACGUUGGAGCCACUCAUCAACGUUCACAAGCAACGAAUGAUUUCAAAAGUCGUCAUCGACUUCAUGAAUAGUCGACAAUUGACAAGCAAAUACGAUUUCGAACCUGAACGAAAGCUCUAUCAGCAGUGUUUGCGAUUGCAGGCGCUAGAUAUGGUUACCUUGGAACAACUGAGUCAGGGAGGCUAA